Messenger RNA from Catharus ustulatus (Swainson's thrush), 2237 nucleotides. Its product is annotated as translation initiation factor IF-2-like. Bases 152 to 865 code for a protein of 237 amino acids. The record is from RefSeq and is a predicted model, not a curated record. NCBI's taxonomy places the organism in Eukaryota, Metazoa, Chordata, Aves, Passeriformes, Turdidae. The transcript has 2 exons.
CGCCCAUGGGGCCGCUGCCGCCUCGCCCCCGCCUCGGGGCUGCGGGGAGGCUCAGCCCCGGGACCGCCCCUCUCGGUUCCGCUGAGUUGGGGCGGCACCUACUCCUGCGAUCCCCGCCGCUCGCUCCGCCCAGCUACCCCGCCGGGGUGGGAUGCUGCCCUGCCUGGCUCCCCCUGCCCGGCCGCUCUGCAGCCCGGGCUUCGGUGGGGCUCUACACGGCUCCGCUCUCCGCUCCCCGCUCCGAGCUCGCCGGGCGCGUCCCUGCCCGGCUCCCGCCGCCGCUCCGCGCUCCCGGCUCCGCUCCCCGCCUCGCAGCGUCCCCGCCCUGUUAUCCCGCCACGGCUCCCUGCGCCAGCCCCCUGCUCUUGUCCCCAUGCAGCCCUCCGAGCGCUCCUCGCCGGCGACAGAGCCGGUAAAAGUUGCCGGUGCGGCUGCGGGCGGUCGCUGGGCUGCGCUGCGCUCCCGCCGGGAGGGACGGCGAGCGCCGGUCCCGCUCGGCUCCUCCCCGAGCUCCGGGACUCGCCCCCCGGGCCGCCCUGGGGAGCAAGGGGGCUUGGGGGAUCCUCCCCUUUACACCCUCGGGGGAGCGUCCCGGGACAGCCCCGGCGGAGCUCGCUGUCCGGGCACCACUCUCACCGCUCCCGAGCAGCGGAACAGUUUUCCGUGUCCCGAGGGCUGCGAACAGAAGGUGGGGCUUCGGUCCCCCCUCGGAUGGCGGAGGAUCGGUGUCUGCCGCUGCCGCUUGUUAAGGAAGGCAGCACUGGCAGUGCCCGGUGCCUUCCCAUGCGCUGCUGCUUCAAAUGGAAUAAUUUUCCGACAUGUGAGACCCGAGAUCGUGAUUCCACAAACCUGGGGCACUGCCUAACAUGGCUUUUAUGAUAUAACACCCUUGUCCUAAGGGAAAACGGGGCAGACCUGAGAAGGGCGUUUGUGUGCGCGUCUGAAAGGAUGAGGGGAAAUCCCCGUCCUUUGUUCUGGCAUCUGGGUUUAAUCCUGGGCUAUCGGAGCCCUGCUCACCCCAGGUCUGAGAGUAAUACUGUGACUGGGGCACUGACCCGCACCACGGCCUGUGGUGGAUCGCCGGGAUCUCAGAGGAAUCCCUCUCUGCAGCCGCGCUGGCUAUGGGGGGGAAAUCACCUCGUGGGUCUCCCUGGCAGCGAAGUGGAGGCUGCCUGCUUGAGUACACCUUGAAUGGUAUUUUCUGCCCGUGGGACUGCUGUCAUCUUUCCCCAUUUGACUGAGUACUGAGUGCAAUACAGCAUCCUGCUGUUCUGUAUGGAAGGAUGGUUUGAGACAUUCACUCUUUUCCCCUUCCUUUGAGGUUUAUCUUCAGAGAAGUUCAUGAAGAAAAAGAAAAUCAUAGAAUCACAGAAUGGUCGGGGUUGUAAAGGACUUUUAAAGGCCAUCUACUCCAACCCUCCUGGCAUAAGUGGAACACCUUCAAGUAGAUCAGGUUGCUCAAAGGCCCUAUUCAGCUUGACUUUGACUGUUUUCAGGGAUGGGGCAGUCACCACAUCUCUGGAUGAUCUCUGGCAAUUUUUUACUACCCUGGCUGAAAAAACCUUAGUUUUCCUCCCUUAGUUUUUCUUCUUUGUGUUGGUAUGCACAAAAUCUGCAUAAAUACUUCCCAUCAGGCUGCAUAAAACAAGAGAUUACUGCCUCCCAAUAGGUCUGAACUGUGUGUUUUCUGAUUUAAAUUAAUCUUUCUUGCGUGGGGGUCACCAGAGGUGUACAAAGCCCUCAAAGCAAGGUCUUACCCAGGUCUUGGGCAGGCAUGCUGCUGCUUCUCUGUCUCAUAUGUCCUUGCCCCCAUCAUGUGCUCAUCCCCAGCCUGCUGACAUCACACCUGCUUGCUGAUACCUUCCCAGACUCCUGCAAAGCUAGUGUUUCUCUCUGAAUUGAUACAAGGUUGCAAAAUUGGUUCCCAACAUGGAAAACUACAGCUGCCAGGGUGGUGAUCUGUAGGCCAGGUCUGCACCAUGUUCUGCAUGUAGAGAUUGCCAUAUGAUUUUCCUUUGGACACCGUUGCUAUUCUGGGGAUUAUGGCUGUAAAGAAUUCCGGCUCUGGACUCAGUUUUUGAGCAAGUCAUAGCAAGUGGUCACUGUUAGAAACCUGAACUAUACAGAGUGGUCAAGAUUUUGUUUGUAAUACUUUUGACUCAAAUGGCUCUUCAUUUUGAAAGUAUCUUUUUAGCUUGAUAAUUAAUAGCAAUAAAUCCUUAAUUUUUCUUCUCUGA